AUUAACAGCCGGUCUGUAUGAUACCUUUCGGUCGCAGUGUGUAUAUAAAGCCGAAAUUUUAAAAUUGUGGUUACCGCGACAGUUAGGAACGGAGAAUCUUCUCCGUGGGUGAAUCCUUUCAAAUGAUUCUUAGAAAACGUCUUUUCAAGUCGCUACUUCUUGUAGUGGUUUUGAUUCUACCCGUCUUUCAGUAUGAAAUCGAAGAAUUUCAAGAUUAUGAGCAUCUCGGUGACCUCCGAGAAGAUGAUAGACCUCUGUACACAAAUAUCUGGGCGGUCGAACUGGACGAGGACGACUCCGACCUUGCUGACGAAAUAGCGAGAAAUUUUGAUUUGAAACACAAUGGUAGAAUUGACAGCUUGCCCCGUGUUUUCAGGUUCUUGCACGAAGGAACAAGCGCUCGUUUGAGGCGACGAGCGACAGAGAGAACUCGUCAACUCAACGAUCAUCCAAGGAUCGUAUGGGCCGAACAACAACGCGUUCUAGAACGAAACAAGCGCGACUUCUUGCCAGAGAGUUACCUAAAAGAAAGAGAAUUGGAGAGAAAAUACCGAGAACUGCGAUACAAGAGAAUAUUUAACGAUCCUGGAUGGGAAAAGCAGUGGUAUUUGGCGAAUUGGGGUCAAACUGAUGAACAUUUAGUCGGAGCUGAUAUAGGGGUACUCGAUGUUUGGCGCCGCGGCAUAACAGGCAAAGGUGUUGUUGUCAGUAUUCUCGACGAUGGUUUAGAUCACACACAUCCUGAUUUGAAGAGAAACUAUGAUCCAUACGCAAGUAGAGACCUAAAUGACGACGACGACGAUCCAUUUCCGAAUGACAACGAUCCGUACAACGCGCACGGUACGAAAUGUGCUGGUGAAGUAGGUGCUCAAGAAGAUAACAACGAAUGCGGAGUCGGAGUAGCUUUUAACGUCAAUCUUGGCGGCAUUCGAAUGCUCGACGGUACAGCAACAGAUUUAUUAGAAGCAACCGCUUUAGGCUUUCGACGUGACUACAUCGAUAUUUACAGUAAUUGUUGGGGACCGAAAGACGACGGAAAGACCUUUGGAAGGCCAGGACCUUUGGGAAGGCAAUCGUUUGAAGAUGGCGCUAAGUACGGUCGAGGAGGGAAAGGAAGUGUAUUUGUUUGGGCUACUGGUAAUGGAGGUCUUGCUGACGAUGACUGCAAUGCAGAUGGCUACACAUCAAGUAUCUACACAAUAUCUAUUGGAGCCGUCAGUCGAUAUGGUCUGUCCACUUACUAUGAUGAGCAGUGUUCAUCUACUAUGGCAGUAACUUACACGGGAGACACUCACCGCGGUGGCUCUAGUGAAGCUGACCUAGUCACCACUGAUCUUAAGCAUAAAUGCACAACAAGGUUCCGUGGCACUUCAUCAGCUGCUCCACUGGCUUCUGGUAUCUUUGCUUUGGUUCUGGAAGCAAACCGAAAUCUGACGUGGCGCGAUCUUCAACACAUUGUUGUGAAAACUGCAUUGAAGACCAGUCCAAAAGAUGAAGGAUGGAUCAAGAAUGCUGCCGGUUUGUUGGUGAAUCACAAGUUUGGAUUUGGUCGUCUUAAUGCUGCCAAAAUGGUGAGUGCAGCAUUGAAUUGGAUUCCAGUAGGGGAACAGCAGAAUUGUUCAGUAAUUGGCCCUAUAAAGGAUGGACAUAUUCCAUUACGAGGUAGCCUGGAGCUGAGCCUCAACACAGAUGCAUGUGACAUUGAGAAACUGGAACACGUACAGGUCACUGUCAGCUUCAGGUUAUCCAAGGCAUUCCGUGGUGAUAUCAGCAUAGAUCUCACCUCCCCAGGAAAAAUGACAAGUCAGUUACUUUCUGUUCGCCGCAAUGAUAAGGACACAUUUGGACUGAAUGACUGGGCUUUCAUGACUGUGCACUUCUGGGAUGAGUCCCCAAAAGGUACAUGGAUUCUAAGAUUCCAUCAUAACAAGAAGUCUACAAGUGCACCAUCAAAACCAGAUAUUGAAGAGAGAGAGAAGGUUCUAAUACAACAUGACCUGUUGAAAGCGCGACGCGAUGAAAUCGUGGAUGAUUAUGACAGCUAUCAUGAUGAAAUACAUCAUGGCCGGUUUGGAAAAGAUUACAUGCGUGAUCAGGUGUUCCCAGUGGCUGAAGAUGAGGGUGAUCUAGAUAGUUUAUUGCAGCAAGAGGAUGAAGGCUCUGAUUCAGCUGGAGGAUAUGCAGGCACGGUAUCAAAAUGGGUGUUAACGCUUUAUGGAACUAGUGAAUAAUGUGAAAUAGAGUAAAAAUUUUCCUAUUCAAAAAAGUUUAUGUUAUCAAGUGGUUGAGUAUAUUGUGUGUUUGGGAUGCAGUUUAUUUUUUCACAAGACAUAAUUGUGUUUAAAGUUGGGGAUUGUUUUAGUGGUUUAUAGAGAUGGUAAUGUUUUGGAAAAAUUCGUGUAUUAUUUAUAAAAAAAAUUUUAUUUUGUUACAUUGAAAUGACUUAGAAACUUGAUUUGAAUUUUUAGUUGGUUUGCCUCCAGCUUAAUUUUCGCAGAACACAACUCAUUAUUUUGUCCAUCAAAUAUGUUGGAGUCAAUAUAUUAUCAAAAGUAUUAAAUUAUGUUAAAUAAAAUCGUAGACUCCUCUGCAAAUAUUAAUUUGUUCCUGGGUCUGUGAUCCUGGAGUAGAAAUUAAGAAGAGAAACACUCACUUUUCAGUUUGUAAAUAAAUUUGCCUCAACAAGAAGUGUAAUUUAAUGCUAAAGAAGUAACUUAAUAAGUUGAGCAUGCUUUAAGGUUAAAAGUAAUAUGUGGUAAUUAUUUUAUUUCUGUUUUUAUUAUAUGCAAUGUUUUGUAGCCUGCAUGCAGGUUUUAUUUGAAAUGCUGUGGUCCAAUUGGUGAAGUUGUGACUCCUCUCCGCCUUGCUUUGCCACCUUACUGCUCUCUGGCAACUUUACCAGUUGUGCUGCAGCACCGAUGUGAGCUUACUCUCUGGCUUAAUAUAUUAAACUGCAAAAUGACAAUAUUUUUAUGAACUAAUUCUAAUGAUCACAUCACCAAAAAAAAAAAUCAUUAACAACAUCAAACACGGAUAAUCCGAUCACAACAUAAUAUCUACAAACGUACUCCAUAUGCAAAUAUAUGAUGCUAAAUGUAUGACUCAAAUAAGAAAGAUAUGAAUUUACUUUUGACAUAUGUUACAGUGGCAUCUUAAUUUGAGGAGGUAUAAAGACUGAGUUUUAAGAGAGCAUUCCUUGCAAAAUGGAGUGUUAAAUGGACAGCAUACUGGCUACAAGUGGUAUCUCUAACCCUUAAAUGGGGAACAAAAUAUUAAAUUGCAAUUUAAUUUGGCAUUCAAAUUGUCACAAUUUAAGGCAUACCUGGGAAAAAGCCCAGAAUGACUUACAUUCACCCCACAUUCCUCAGUGGAACAGGGGAGAAGUCAAUGUUUCAUCAAAGGUUACUAGAGGCUUUAUUCCGGGUGCACCUUCAGCUAUCAUAAUGGGUGGUAAAGGACUAAAAUAUAGAAUUAAAUUAGCAAAUAUUAAGUAUUCCAGCACCAGAUGAAAAUUUUAUUUUGUGUCAUUCUUCAUUCUCGCUACUAUGUUGAAACCCUCUGAAGGUAUUAAUUAAUUAGGUGUAAUGUACUCAGUUAUGAAAUAGUAGCAAUAAAAUAAAAUUACAUCACUGCA
Molecule: messenger RNA, 3634 nt
Organism: Stylophora pistillata
Lineage: Eukaryota; Metazoa; Cnidaria; Anthozoa; Scleractinia; Pocilloporidae
Product: PC3-like endoprotease variant B
Biological process (GO): protein processing
Cellular component (GO): Golgi membrane; trans-Golgi network
Molecular function (GO): serine-type endopeptidase activity
Source: RefSeq, a predicted model, not a curated record